UGUGCUGGUCUCCCCGCAGGUACCAGGAUUAUUUACGAUCGUAAGUUUUUGAUGGAGUGCCGCAAUUCUCCGGUUGCCAAAACACCACCUUCUGACCUUCCGGACAUUCCAGGUGUCACGAGCCCAAAUGUGGAGGAGCUGAAGAUUGAGAACAACCAUGUCCAAAACUGUGAUGAGAAAGCGAGCGCAGGUGAGGAAGAGCAGUUUGACAUGGACAUCUAGAGCACGUGCCCCGAGAGUGCUUAUCCAGCCAAGAACCAGGACCUUGUCUUGAGGAUUCCCACCAGCCAGGCUUACACGUAGCCCAUGCCUUGAGUGCCUUCCUGCCUCCUGGGAAAGGCUGUCUCUCCCUGCCAGCACAGCGCGUCCCGGGGCAGGGACUGAGCCUCAGCCUCUCCGUGCGGGUGCGACUGCGCCGCCGCCCCCCCCGCUGCCGAUGGGCCUUGGAGUGCCGGAGGAGACACUCUCAGUGAUUGUUUUUGUUUCCAGUUUUAUGCUUUUGUUAAUCAUUUUAAUACUGUAAAAGUUACAGAAAUGCAAUACAAGGGAGAAAUAAAAAUCAGUUCGAGUCUCCUGGUA
Messenger RNA from Opisthocomus hoazin, 579 nucleotides. Lineage: Eukaryota; Metazoa; Chordata; Aves; Opisthocomiformes; Opisthocomidae. The record is from RefSeq and is a predicted model, not a curated record.